CAAAUCAAAGAGUCUUUAUUUAGCUGGCCAGCUGGUGACUGCUCUUUGUAGGACCCAUAACUGCCUCUGCAAGGAACAACCCCAAGCCUGAGCACUUUAGGAUAUUUAAAGGCAAAAAAUCACACCUGGGUUGACGUAACUGCAAGCAAGCAGGUACAGAAGCUGAAUUGGGCAGUUAGUGAGACAAUGCAGUGGGUACACUGGUACUUCCCAUAGGACUUUCCAGUUUGGCACAGCAGCAAGCAAGCAGAAGGGAAGGGGGUCAAAAUGACCCUAGUUGAGUACAAGUUAGAGAAUGGUUACUAACAUGUAGACAAUCAAUCUCUGACAAGGUACAUUUCCCAAGACACAUGGAAAGCAAAGAGAACAAUUUUACAUUGUAUAAGAAUUGCUAUUUUGUGUUUCCAAGUGUGUUAUGCUAGGUAACUAUUAAUGGGUACAGAGGUGGGGCUUUCCCAUGGAAGAAGCAUUUCUUACAUGAUAUGAAGUCUCAGGGUAAAAUGGAGUCUGUUUGGCUAUAUUGCCCAUAUAGCCUGGCCCAUAACACAUAUUUAACAAUUAUAAAAUUUAAAUUUAAAAAAUUUUAUUUUGCAGUUUCUGAGUUUGAAUACAUUCAUUUUUGCUCUCCUAAAAGUUAAAACCUAAAAAGGUAGUAGGGCAAAUGUUACAGCCUAGAGUUGGGAUAGGAAACGGGGAUGAUUGUUGGUAAUUGGAAUAUUACUGUGCUCUGGCUCUUUGCUCUCUUCUUGUGAUUUUGGGCCUUAGAUAAGGUUCAGGAAAAGGAAAUCUGUUUUUUCUUUUACUCCACUCCAGGAUAUUGCAAUUGGUGAUGUAUUCUUUAUUUCUUCUAUUUGAAGGAGUUUGUUGAAGAAAAAUAUGCUUCUUGAAUCAACUGCAGUCUCUCCUCUACACAAAGAGCUCUUAAGGCUACUAACAGGAUAGAAGCAAAUUACAUUGAGAGCUCAUUUGCAGCUCAGAAAAACAAAGACAUGAGUUUUGAGGAGUGAAGGUAUUAUGAUGUCGGCCAUGGGUGAUCAGGACACAGCCAGACAAUGUGGACCAAUUUCUUCAAACUGCGGAUUUUUUGCUGUCUGCUUGCAGUGCUGAUGGUGGUAGUGCUGGUCAUCAUUGUUACUGAGGUAGAGUACUUGGACCAUGAGACUGUUUCAGCCACGUUCAUUGACAGCAGCGGGCAAGUUGUUUUAUCCCAGGCUACAGGCAUUAGCCGAAAUCCCUACUGUGGCUAUGAACACCAGACUCUCUCCCGUCAGGAACGUUUGGAGGAGGACUCCUUGCUGGCCACCUUACAGGGGCAGGUACCUGAUGUGGGCUUAGUCCCCUUUGUGAAGAGCACCGACCCUUCUUCUAGCUACUUUGUCAUCUUGAACUCCGCAGCCUUCUUCAGGGUGGGAAGCCAACUGGAGGUACUGGUUCAUGUGCAGGAUUUUCAAAGAAAGCCCAAGAAGUAUGGUGGAGACUACUUGCAGGCCAAAAUCCACUCCCCCAAGCUUCAGGCAGGGGCUGUGGGCAGAGUAGUAGACUAUAAGAAUGGGUUUUAUAAGGUUUUCUUUACUUUGCUCUGGCCAGGCAAAGUUAAAGUGUCCAUAUCUCUGGUUCACCCAAGUGAAGGGAUCAGAGUUCUUCAGCACCUACAGGAAGAAAAGCCAGACAGAGUCUAUUUCAAGAGCCUGUUCCGUUCAGGAAGGAUUUCUGAAACCACUGAGUGCAAUGUAUGUCUUCCUGGGAGUCUGCCCCUGUGUAACUUUACAGAUCUCUACACUGGAGAGCCUUGGUUCUGCUUCAAACCAAAGAAACUCCCUUGCAGCAGCAGAAUUAAUCAUUUCAAAGGUGGAUAUCUGAAGGGUCUUCUAACUGCUACAGAGAGUGCUUUCUUCCAGAGUGGUGUCAAUAUCAAAAUGCCAAUCAAUUCCAGUGGACCUGAUUGGGUGACUGUGGUUCCCAGGAGGAUAAAAGAAGUACCUGAAGGCUCAGAAACUUUUCCUUCUGGGUAUUAUUACAAAGAUCAGUGGAAGCCCAGAAGAUUUAAGAUGCGCCAUUUUAAUGACCCUGACAACAUUACAGAAUGCUUACAAAGAAAAAUGGUGUAUUUAUUUGGUGACUCGACAAUCAGGCAAUGGUUUGAUUACCUCACUACAUUUGUUCCAGACUUAGUGGAGUUUCAAAUGGGUAGUCCCAAGAAUGUGGGUCCCUUCCUUGCAGUGGAUCAGAAGCACAACAUCUUGCUCAAAUACCGCUGCCAUGGUCCACCCAUCCGCUUCACGACCGUCUUUAGCAAUGAGCUCCAUUAUGUGGCAAAUGAACUGAAUGGAAUCGUGGGAGGAAGGAACACAGUGAUUGCCAUAUCUUUGUGGUCUCACUUCAGCACCUACCCCUUGGAAGUGUAUAUCCGUCGGCUCAGGAACAUCCGUCGGUCAGUGGUCCAGCUCCUGGAUCGAAGCCCUAGGACUGUAGUGGUCAUCCGGACAGCCAAUGCCCAGGAACUGGGGCCUGAAGUGAGCCUCUUCAACAGUGACUGGUACAACUUUCAACUGGACACCAUCCUUCGGAGGAUGUUCUCAGGGGUUGGAGUAUAUCUCGUUGAUGCCUGGGAGAUGACCCUGGCCCAUUAUCUACCCCACAAGCUGCACCCAGAUGAGGUUAUUGUGAAGAACCAGCUGGACAUGUUUUUAUCUUUUGUGUGCCCCUUGGAGACCUAGGUUGCCCUGGAGGGGACUAGAGGAAUAACAUCUGUGAUCUCCCCAAUUGACUUCCAGUGCAUAAAGUUUGUGGGUGGCCCCAUUAUGAGAUGGCUACCAUUAAUAUAUAUAAAACUUCAAAAAAUGCCGUACUUUAUAUAAUGACCUGUAAGGACCUUGGAAAAUGCAGGCUACAUUUAUAUCUACCUAUAGGAUUUUUUCCAAUCUUGACUUAACCAUGGUAGAAUCCUUAUUAACAGCAUCUACACACUAUAUUGCCCUUGUAACCAAAGAUGCUAAUGAGUUUUUUUGACCUAGCUUCUUCUGGGACUGGAGACUACUGUGUUAAAGCAUGUGAGAAAUGUUUUGAUGUAAAUGGAAGGGACAAAUUUGGUUGUCAGUGGAAGUGUUUGUGGCUUAUUUGGUAAAGGAAAUUGAAUAUAUCUGCGUGAAUAGUCCAAGUGGUCCAUCUUUAGGGGGUGAAUUAAAGAGGGUUUAUACUUAUAGGUUCCUAUGAACAUACUGAAGACUGCAGUGACCCAGGAGUUUCUCUUGAUCUACCUUUUCUGAAUUACUUGAAAAGGCCAAUGUGCUUGGUCAGAAUUUUAUAGUAUGGGAUAUUAAUAAUUUCCCACUUUUAUCUAGGAAAGAAGUGAAGGGGAAAUAUGAAAGCAGUAUGGAUAAAAUCUGUGCUUUGAAUUGAUAUUUGCAUUGGAUGAUUGUUUCUUAUUUGGAUCAGCUAAAUUUUUGUGUGAUGAAUAUUUAUUCUAAAAUAACCACUUUUGGAACUGAAAGGGGGAAAUCUAUGCCCAGAAGUUUAUUUUUAUGUUCUAAAGUUUGAGGGGUUUUAAAAAUUGACUUUUAUGUAAAGAAUGCUGUUUAUUAUUAUAAAGAUGUAGAAGUUUUUUUCUGCCAAUUUCAAGUGUUUCCUUUUUGGUUAUUUUGAACUACAUACCAAAAUUAGAAGCUAGAAUCCAAUUAGAUAUUAAUAAAAUCAGAAAUUAAAAUUCAUGACAGGUAUUCCUUAUUUAGGCAUAUGUAUACAUAUUCUCUCCCAUUCUCAAUUGUCAAUUUUCUUUGACUUUAUCUUACGUUUUUCUAAAAAAAAUUUUUUAGUUGUAGAUGGACACAGUACAUUUAUUUUAUUUAUUUUUAUGUGGUGCUGAGGAUGGAACCCAGUGACUCACACAUGCCAGUCGAACACUCUACCACUGAGCCACAACCCCAGCCCCAUCUUACUCGUUUUAAAUGAAUUGAAGUUUAUUUGGGGUCAUUUACUAAGUACUGUCCCAUGUCUAAUUUUAGUUGUCAUUAGGUAGACACAUGAGGAAACAUAGGUCGUUUUAGAGAUGACGAUGGAUGCUUAAAGCAUGAGAAGUAUGCACACUUAGAAGAAUGAGUCAAAUAAUUUGGGUUUUUAACUUAAUGUCUCAGAUCUUCCUUUCCUUUUCUUCUAAAGAUCAUCGUUUAUAAUGCAUUUUACGGGUAAAGAGCAUUUUUGUUUUCUGAGCCUGAAGAGGACCAAAGGAGUUAAAUUAAUUUUAAUGGACCUUAAGCUUGUUAUAUUUGAUAAAAUUUCAGAAUUGGGGUCUGUGCCUCCAGGAAUUGGGGAAUUAAUGUUUGUGACAAGAGGCCAGUGAUUCUGAUGCAGCAGUGGGGUUCUGCACAUGAAGAAACACACAGAAGGGGAAGAGGGAAGGCGGAACCAGGAAAGUAACACUGCUUGUCUACUAUUUCAAGGGCUUCCCAACAACUUACUUAAUUCUAAUCAUGAUCCAAUAGUGUAGGUGGUAUUAGCUCCAUUUUAUAGAUGAAGAACUUGAAAUUAGAUUUGAAUUAAGGUAUAUGGGAGACCAGCUUCUUACAAUUUUUUAAAGAAGUUUUAUUUUUAUUUUUUUGGUACUGGGGAUUGCCCUCAAGGGUGCUUAACCUCUGAGCCACAUCCCCAGACUCUCCCCCGCACCCCAACUUUUAAAAUUUUAUUUAGAGACAGCAUCUCAUCGAGUUGCCCAGGGCCUCACUAAGUUGCUGAGGCUGGCUUUGAAUUCCAGAUCCUCCUGGCUCAGCCUCCUAAGCUCCUUGGGGUGGGGGAUUACUGGUACUAUGCCUGGCAGAAGUUUUCUUUUUUGAUAACUUUUUGGCAUUUUCUCUAGAAGAACUGCUGGAGCAGGCUGAGGAGUCACUUUUUUAGGGCAAUUUCAUGGAGAAAGCAAACACUGUAUCUCCAAGGGUUUGGAGUGAGGCUGCUGCAACUGAUUUUCUUGUGACCUUGUCCAGUUUUUAAUUACUUUUUAAUUUGGUUAUAUAUUUUAUUUACUUACAUAUUUUAAUUACUUUUUAAUUUGGUUAAAGAUUUGAUGACACAAUUUCUUGAGGUAGUUUCAGUCACUUUCAUUCCUCCUCUGUCUUUCUGCACUGUGUGUCAACUUUGAUAGAGAUUGAAAUAUUACGUAAACCUUUCUUAAAACAAUUAGACACAGGUCAAGUGUCUCUAAUCUGAAAAUGUGAAACCCCAAAUUCUCCACAAACCAAAACUUUUUGAGCACCUGACAUGAUACCACAAGUGAAAAAUUAUACACUUGACCUCAUACGAUAGUCAAAAAAGAUGCACCAAAAAAGUUACAUAAAAUUACCUUUAGGGCAACAUGUGUAAACUGUAUGUGAAACAAAGUUCAUGUUUAGACUUGGGUCAUGUCACUGGGCUAUCUCAUAUAAAUAUGCAGAUGAUCCAAAAUCCAAAAUAUUUCAAACUCUGAAACACUUCUGGUCCAAAGCAUUUUUUUAAUAUUUAUUUUUUUUAGUUGUCAUUGGACACAAUAUUUUAUUUUAUUUAUUUAUUUUUAUGUGGUGCUGAGGAUUGAACCCAGGGCCUCGCAGGUGCUAGGCGAGCCACAAUCCCAGAUCCUGGUCCCAAGCAUUUUGAAUGAGGAAAAUUUAACCUGCACAAUACUUUUCUGAAAAUUUUAUUUUAGGAUAGCAUCACAUAGUUCUAUGUAUUAGCAUUUCGGCCAAAAAGUGGUUUUAAAUAUAUAUAUUUCUCAUUAUAAAAAUUAAGGCCAUCAUAGAGUACAAAAUCUAGAAGAAAAAAUCCGGAUUAAAAAAUCUAUAGUUCUAUCACAGGAAUGCAAUGAACAUCAGCAUUUUUAUAUAUUUUCUUCUAGGAUUUUAAACCACAUACAGUGGGCCUUUCAUAUCUGUAGAUUCAACAAACUUCAGAUAGAAAUAUUUGGGAAAAAUUGCAUCUGUACUGAACACAUACAGACUUUCCUGGUUCUUACUCUCUAUACAACAUAGAACAACACUUAUUUGCAUAGCAUUUACGUUGUAUUAGAUAUUACAAGUAAUCUAGAGAUGACUUAUUAGAUUAGAUGGGAGGAUGAACAUAAAUUAUAUAAUACCAUCUUACUAAGGACUUGAGCAGCCUCAGAUUUUGGUAUUUGGAAGGGUUCUAGAACCAAAAUACAGAGAGACAACUGUAGCUAAUAGAGAAUAUGUAAUUUGGAUAUGUUUUUUAAUUUAAAAUAUAAAUAUUUUCUGUUAAAUAGCCUUAAAAAUUAUAAAGAUCUGCCCAAUAGUUAUAUUAAUGAUGUUAAUAUUACCUAAGUUGGCCGUUAUGGUUGAAUGUUUUGGCUUAUAAUAAAAUAUUAAAGCAAUGUUUUAUAUAUAAUUUCAUUGGAUUAAAAUAUGGACUUUUA
This is a messenger RNA of Marmota monax (woodchuck), 6391 nucleotides long. It is a transcript of the gene Nxpe3, whose product is annotated as neurexophilin and PC-esterase domain family member 3. NCBI's taxonomy places the organism in Eukaryota, Metazoa, Chordata, Mammalia, Rodentia, Sciuridae. The transcript has 5 exons. The record is from RefSeq and is a predicted model, not a curated record. Bases 1053 to 2717 code for a protein of 554 amino acids.